GUACAUCAUUUGGUAUCAAAGCCUAUUGUCACACAUCUGUGAAGGACCAAAACACACUUCCCUCAUUCUUCUCCUCUUACUUUCGGCCAUCAACCCCAUCCCCCCAUAAUCCUUUUUCGUGCCUCUUUCAAAUAUGUCAAACCGAUCCCGAAGCAUGUCUCAUGAAGAACUUGUGGCCUCAAACGCUGCCUUGCAAGCUCAAGUGGAAUACCUAGCCAAAGAAGUGGCUAAGCUCACAAAGCAAAAGAUGUCCAUGCUACGAGAUAGUGAAGAUGAAGAGGAAUCUAGCUCUAGUUCCACCAUGAGAGCUAGGGCUCAUGAAAAGUCAUAUUCUGACUUCAAAGUUGAUAUUCCAAUCUUUGAAGGAAAGAAUGACCCGGAUGAAUUUCUUGAGUGGUUAGAGACGGUGGAACGAGUCUUUGAUUUCAAAGAAGUCUCCGACGACAAGAAGGUCAAGAUUGUGGCCUUAAAAUUCCGCAAGUACGCCUCCACUUGGUGGACGAACACCUGCACCAAACGGAUUCGAAGUGAGAAGCCUCUUGUUGACUCAUGGCAAAAGAUGAGGAGUCUUUUGAAGAAGAAGUUCCUACCCACUGAAUAUUCCCGAGAGAACUUUGCUAAGCUUCAAACGCUUAGGCAAGGUACAAAAUCCGUGGAAGACUACACCCGGGAGUUUGAGGAACUCCUACUCAGGUGUGACUUGCAAGAGAACAAAGAGCAAACCUUUGUAAGCCUUCAAAGUUGUAUGGACACUCGUUCUCGCGGUGAGAACAUUCUUCCGGGAACCAAAAACCCCGAACUUUUUCUCCGGCGUCACACCGUUAGAAUCCCCCGUCAACUGGAGUUCAACGACGAAGAGCGAAGAGGAGAAGAAGAAGAGGAAGCAAGUCACCAACACUCAGAGGAGGAAGCGGAAGAGGAAGAAGAAAUGGCGGCUAAUCCUAGACGAACGAUCCUUCAAGCCAUGAGCCCGGCGUAUGUGGAGGAAGAUCCCAUAGGUCUCCCCGCUAGUCAAGCCCAUUCGUUUGAAAUCAAACCAGCAAUGAUCCAAAUGGUCUCGAAUAACCAAUUUGGAGGCUCAAAAACUGAAGAUCCAAGGGCGCACAUGUUAUGGUUUUCAAGGACCUGCCAAACAUUCCAGUCCAACGGUUUAUCUAUGGAUCAUGUUAAACUGUCGCUCUUUCCCUUUUCCCUUCGGGAUCGGGCCGCUAGAUGGUUAAACACAUUUCCUAAUGGCCACUUCAAAACUUGGGAGGCGUUGCACCAGGCAUUCAUGCACGAAUAUUUUCCACCCUCCGCCAUGGUAAAAAUAAAGAACUCCAUCCAAAACUUCCGUCAAGCGCCUAUGGAAUCAAUGAGCGAAGCUUGGGAAAGAUUCAAGGAGUUGAAGGUUAAAUGCCCACCUGCUUUAAUUGAUUCCGAUAGUUUGAUGUUCUACUUUUACCAAGGCUUAACGGUACCAUCUAAGAAGGAAUUGGACCACUCUUCUAAACUUGGUUCUUUUCUGGAGAUGACACCUGAGGAGAAUGAGGAGUUAGUAGAUAGACUUACGUCGAAUGCUAAAUAUUGGUACGAAGACCGAGCUCCUCCUCCUAAAGCUGGCAUGUAUGAAGUAGACCAAUUCACAGCUCUCAAGGCUAGUAUGGAGAGCAUCGUGAAACAAACUAUCAAGGAGCACCUAGGAGCUUCCCAUCCACGUCCCAAUCAGUACACUGAACCGGUGAACCAAGCUGAACUCUAUGGUUCUGGUAGUCACCACCAAUCUGAUCUUGUCUUGUCUUGUGAACACUGCUUUCAAAAUCAUCUUUCUUCCUCUUGUCCUUUGAUUGAACCAUCCCCUUCAAGCAAGGCUAAGGACGUUAAUCUAGCACAAUACGCGAAUAAAGGGGAAGGGCCUUGGGCCCAAAGCAAUCAGGAGCACUGGCGAGAAAGGAACAAUUUUUCAAGAAACAAUCGUCCUAGGGAUGACUAUAAACAAGGUAACUGGAAUAACAAUAAAACCAAUUACCAAAAUAACAAUGCGCCCUACGUUCCACCUCAUAAUCGCCAACCUCCGCAAGAAGAUUCCUUGGCAAGGAUGGAGAAGAUGAUGAUGGAAUACAUGCAGAAGAUGAACAAUCUGGCAGAUGAUUUGAAGGAACGUGACAAGACACGCGAUAACCCGCUCCAACAAGUGUUCAAACAACUCGGAGUUAGAGAACAGGGGAACCUCCCAGCUACCACCGAACCAAACCCAAGGGAGCAACUUCGGGCCAUAACCUUGAGAAGUGGUAAAGAGCUUCAAGGCCCAGAAGUCGAAGCCAAUAUAGAUGAAGUACCUGUGGAAACCUCUACAGGGACAACCCCUCAAAAGAAGUCUGAUUCUGUACCUCAAGAGGCGAGGAAGGAGGAAACCUCCUCUGGCCAACCCCAACCAACCAGGCAAACUCAGCUGAACACUAUUCCCUUCCCUACUAGGGUGAAAAAGAACAAGGACGAGAAGGCUUUCCAAAAGUUCCUCGAUGUUAUUGGCCAAGUUGAGGUCAAAAUGCCUUUGGUAGAUGUGCUAACUGAAAUGCCCAAAUAUGGUAAGUUCUUAAAGGACCUCGUAACUAAGAAGAGGGACUGGGAGGAAUUCCCAGUUGUUAGCUUAAAUGCUGAAUGCUCUGCUAUGUUACUUGAGGAAAUGCCUAGAAAACGAAAGGAUCCUGGAUGUUUCAUCAUCCCUUGCUCCAUCAACGAUAGAACCUUUGGAGACGCUCUAGCUGACCUAGGAGCUAGCAUUAAUUUAAUGCCGUCCUCUAUCAUGAAGGCGUUGGGACUGACUGGACUUAAACCCACUCAAAUGUGUCUUCAAUUGGCAGAUAGCUCCAUUCGUUACCCCAGGGGGGUGAUUGAAGACGUACUUGUGAAGGAAAAGGAGUUUGAGAGGAGAUUAUGCGAAGGAUCAGAAAUGAUGCAGAAAAUGCUGGACGACUUUCAAAGAGAGAGACUAGAAGCUGAGUCUAAAGCCGAUAAAUUAGUCAAUGAUGUCUGUAUGGCUGUUGAACUUAAAUGCUCCCUCCAAUCUCAAGAUCAAAUGAGGGAGAUUAAUGUUCAAAAAGAGGCUCUAGAACCUAAGACCAACCCUGAACCCAUCAACCAACAGGUGCCAGUUCUAGAAGAAUCACCAAGUUCUACACCCUCACAGAAGCCCGAGAGCAUAACAACUCUUGCUGGGGCUACUGUGGUGAUGUUACCUGAAUACCCUCCUAGCCAAGUCCUAACAAGCAUAGUCGUACAGGAGGUGGAACCAACUGAGGGACCUGACUCAGAACCACCUACGCUCAUUCAAGAAAAGGAGGAGGAAGUUUUGCCUACGGCAAUAAACGACCAUCUCCUUAAUUGUGUUAAAGACACACCUCCAGAGGAACCUGUUCUAGAGGAGAUAGAGCCCACUACAAGCCCCCAAGAUUCCAAUGUCCACGAGUCUAAGGAGGAACCUAUAGAUGAAGAAAAGCCAACUCCAUCUAUAGAAACCUAUGCAACCAAUGAUUCAUCUGAUGAUUCAGACCAUACUUUCUUUGACUCCCUACUUGAUGGGUAUGGCUAUGUCUGCCCGAAGGAUGGUUGGAACUUAAAGAGUUGGGAUGAACUUCUGGUGAGUAACGAUGAGGACUCUUCCUUGGGGGAGGGUACAAUCAUAAUCAUCAAACCACAAACGGAUAGUCAGCCAAUUAAAGACCAGGAAGAAAUCAAUCUCGCUAUGAAGGCCAAUGAUGUGGAUCAAUUGAGGAGACUUCCGCCCCCACCCACCUAUCAAGAGUCUCCUCCUUUUAUCCUGUUGCCGCCAAGCCGCAGGGACGAGUCAAGGAUCCUGGACCUUGACCGAGCAACAAAUCAAACAAGGUGGCACCAGAAGAGAGUCAGAAGGGCCAAACUUUAUGACUCUCGGAUCGGGAAGUCGCGAAAAAAGUGGAUGGAUGUUGCUUGGAUGAUUCCGCAUGGAAACCGCCGCACAUUACAGAACCUGGAAGAGCUCCCCUUGCACUCAGAAGAAGCAAGGAAGAAGUUUCUCACUUGGGGGAACACGAAGAUGCUCCAGCCUCCCAUGGUGCUAGACCCUGCCUAUCUGGAUGAGCUAGGACACUGGCAGGACAUUGAUGAGUUUCUGUACAACCCAAAAUGGAGGAUCCUGCUGUUCCUGCAAGCACCAGCAAGCCUGGAAGUCACCAUCGAGUUUCUUUGCUCUCUCCGCUUCCACAAUGACAGAGAGGAAGUAAAGUCAACAGCUGAAGUCACCUCCACCACCAAGGAUCUAUACAAGGAGGAUGAAGACUUCAAGGAGGCAUACCAUAAGUGCCUCACACGGGUCUCUGAUACAAAGUACAAAUGGGAAGCAGAGAAACGAGCUCAGGAGAUACAAGCUAUUCACAACAAGGGUGAAUACGUUACGGAUCCGUUCAUCACAUUUGAGGCUACUGGUUUUCCUCCAAAAAUACUCAGAGAUCUUUGUUUUGCUGGAUUCACUUCUCCCACACCAAUCCAAGCACAAGUGUUGAUUUUGACUAUCAUUGAUACAUCCUGCUUAUAGACCAUAGGUAGAAGCAUGACAUUGUGUUUAUAUAUUGAUUUUUGAAUUUUAAGUGUUGAUUUUGACUAAAAUCUAAACUGAAUU
Molecule: messenger RNA, 4636 nt
Organism: Cuscuta campestris
Lineage: Eukaryota; Viridiplantae; Streptophyta; Magnoliopsida; Solanales; Convolvulaceae
Source: the annotation of a GenBank genome assembly